Molecule: messenger RNA, 729 nt
Organism: Vicia villosa (hairy vetch)
Lineage: Eukaryota; Viridiplantae; Streptophyta; Magnoliopsida; Fabales; Fabaceae
Exons: 1
Coding region: 1-729 (242 amino acids)
Source: RefSeq, a predicted model, not a curated record
AUGGCUCAAAUAAAGAGGGCAAAUUUAGGGGUGCAACAGAGGCUAUCGUGUUAUUAUGGUUUUCCGGAACGUAGUAGGAGAAGGCAAGCGUGGGAUAUGAUUCGUGACUUGAGGAACAUGUCGAGCAUUCUGUGGGGCAUUAUCGGUGAUUUUAAUGAUCUAUUAUCUCAAAAUGACAAACAAGAUUUACACCCUCACCCUGAGUGGUUGUGUGCUGGUUUUCAACAAAUUGUCGGAGACUGCAACCUUACUAAUAUCCCGCUGGAAGGUCAUCCGUUCACGUGGGUUAAGAGUAGAGGGACUGCUCACAUGAUUGAAGAAAGACAUGAUAGAUCUCUUGCAAACUCUGAUUGGCUCCAAUUGUUUCCUAAUUCUAAGUUACAUAAUUUGCGUCCUAUUUUACUAUGCUGUGAUCCGCUGAUUCAUAAACAGACGAAGAAAGGCUUCAAAUUUGAGAACUGGUGGCUGAAAGAAGCCGGGGUGGAGGAAGUGAUUAGUGAUGGAUGGUUGCCUGAAGGUAGUCAUAAUGUUACAGAUCGGAUUGCUAGUUGUGCUUCAACUGUAGAUCGCUGGAAUCGGGGUCGUAUCAAACACCAUAACGCAGAAAGGGAUAGUUUAAGGGUGACACUUGAAGCUCUCUGCAGUAGUUCGAACCCGGCUAAUAUUGCGAAGUAUAUGGCUACUCAUAAUGAUUAUAAUAAAGUGUUGAUUAGGGAUGAUAUAUAUUAG